CGCGCCUUUGCUUAAUUGAUUCUCUACUGUCGCGCAUCCAAAUCCUCCAAGGCUGCGUUCCAGGUUCUUUUGCCACAGAUUGCUAGUCGCACACAUAUGAUCACGGGAUUCAAUUGUAAUCUGGCCGCAAUUUUUUUAUUCUGUCACCUGAUAGUACAGGUGUUUUUGUAGCGCACCAUGCCGCCCAAGAAGGAACCUGCCAUGAGCGCGUUCGAGCGCAAGCGUCUCGAGAACAUCGCGACAAACACCGCGAUCCUAAGCGAGAUCAGCACCACGGCGAGCAAAAUAAUUCCGAAGCCCGCGCCGCCAAAGCCAAAGCGUUCAAGCACUCCGCGAACUAAACGAGAGCCCAUCAAGCGGGAGCCGGUCCUCCCGACGCGAAAGAGCAGCAGAUUAGCAGGAGUCGAUGCCGACGCAGCAUUGCUCAAACGCAGGGCUGAAGUGGAAGCGGAAGCUGAAGCUGAUAAGGCUAAGGCAAAGAGGUCGCGAGUCAGCGGGGACCUUAACCUCGGCGAUAUUCAGGUUGAGGGCCGCAAAUGGGAGGGAGGCCUCGAUGGGUUGGCGGGCCUGAAAGGCCUUGCUGUCAGGGGUGCACAGCCCGGCGUGCGGACAUUCACGGACGAAGACAUAAAGGAGACAACGGAUAAGGGGCUCAAAGACCUACGGUUGCGCAUGAGCGGGUUGAAGCUUUAUGAGAAAUGGCCAGUGCAAGACAUCAAGAUCGUGCCACAGCGGAUCUACUCAAUGGGCUUCCAUCCUACGGAAAAUAAGCCCAUUGUCUUUGCCGGCGACAAGGAGGGCGCAAUGGGCGUCUUCGACGCAUCCCAAGAGCCUCUCAAGGUCGAGGACGAUGAGGAUGAGGAGGCGGAGCUUGCUCCUCCAGUAAUAUCAGCCUUCAAGACACACGCGCGUACCAUCUCCUCCUUCCACUUCUCUCCUGUCGACGCAAACGCCGUCUACUCGGCGUCGUACGACUCAUCCAUCCGCAAACUCGAUCUCGACAAGGGCGUCUCAACCGAAGUCUUUGCGCCGGCAGAUGCAGAUGAGGACUUGCCUAUCAGCGCGAUCGACAUGCCGAUUAAUGACCCCCACAUGAUUAUUUUCUCCACGCUCCAGGGCUCCCUCGGCCGGCAUGACCUACGCACCAAGCCCAGCACCGCAGAGAUCUGGGGCGUCACUGACCAGAAGAUUGGCGGCUUCUCCCUGCACCCUCUCCAUCCUCACCUGGUCGCUACCGCCUCGCUGGAUCGCACCCUCAAGAUCUGGGACCUACGCAAAAUUCAAGGGAAAGGCGACUCCCGUGCACCCGCGCUCCUUGGAUCGCACGAGUCGCGUCUAUCAGUCUCCCACGCGAGCUGGAGCAGCGCAGGCCACAUCGCGACGUCCAGCUACGACGACCGCAUCAAGAUCUAUUCGUUCCCCGACGCCAGGGAAUGGCGCGCGGGCCAUGAGCUGUCAGAGAAGCAGAUGAAGCCUGCGCACCAGAUCCCGCACAACAACCAGACUGGUCGGUGGGUGACGAUCCUCAAGCCGCAGUGGCAGCGCAGUCCGCGCGACGGGUUGCAGAAGUUUGUGAUUGGCAAUAUGAACCGCUUCGUGGAUGUGUUUGCGGCGGAUGGCGAGCAGCUGGCGCAGCUGGAUGGCGAUGGUAUCACGGCUGUGCCUGCUGUCGCGCAUUUCCAUCCGACGAUGGACUGGGUUGCUGGAGGAAACGCCAGUGGGAAGCUGUGUCUGUGGAUGUGAGGUGACUCGCAUACCAUGUACAUGCAGCUACGGUUGGUUGGCUUCUUGGACAGCAGUUGCUGUCGGCCAUGAGUGUGCUCUUAAAUCUAGCGUGGGUAUUCCCUCACACCGACAUUGCAUUACUCCGUUACUGUGCAGCUGUCAAGUUUCAAGUCGGGCAGUGCAUCCUGAAGCCCCCGCUAUCAGCGCCAAGUCAUCUAGUUGCAGCUAGAACUCAUAUCCGUAUUCUUUAUGCAGACCCCAAUAGUUAGAGUAAUGAGGU
Chaetomium strumarium is the source of this 2005-nucleotide messenger RNA. Its product is annotated as WD40-repeat-containing domain protein. Gene Ontology annotation, cellular component: nucleus. The record is from RefSeq and is a predicted model, not a curated record. Bases 178 to 1743 code for a protein of 521 amino acids. Gene Ontology annotation, biological process: regulation of DNA damage checkpoint. The transcript is spliced from 2 exons. Gene Ontology annotation, molecular function: protein binding; DNA binding. Lineage: Eukaryota; Fungi; Ascomycota; Sordariomycetes; Sordariales; Chaetomiaceae.